CUGCUGCUGUCGGAGUCGAACGAAGGCCAAGACGGCCAUGUUUGCUGUCUUUGUGGAAAACGCCACCAGUGGAGCCAACAUGAUGCCGCGGCGAAGGCGAACAGAUCCCAAGGACGCCAUCAUGGGCGGCAGCAACAGCAACAUCGUACUGCAACGACGGCAGGGGGGUCGACGACCCAACAGGCGGCGGCCCAGGCAAUCCGGGGCUGGGGCAGCAGCGCUCGCCUCCUCCGCGCUUGCCUGCCUCCUCGUCCUCUUCCUCCCCCCUGGAACCAUGCCAUCGGCCUCGGCGUUUACCGCUUCUUCUGUGCUGUUGUCGCCAUCGACAGCCCUCGCAGGUAGUGCUGCAUCGCGUGUCGUCGGUGGAGCAAGUGGCCUUGUGAGACGAGCGCAACAGCAGCAGCAGCACGGGGGGAGAAGGGUGACGGGCAGAGGCGGGUUGUCGACGGCAGUCAUGGCAGCGGGCUGGCUGGAUAAAGAGGACGGCCCUGCAAUCGACCCCUUCGACGAGGGAAAAAUGAACGCGCAAGGACAGCAUGUUAUCAACUGGUGGGCUAAGGACGUGCAGCCCGCGAGGUUGUUGAGAGACACUGUGUAUCAGGCGAAGGGCAUGCGGCCCGUAAGGUAUCCGGGGCACAUCGCCAAGGCGGAGCGGCAGCUCCAGGACUAUCUCAACAUGGUGGACGUAGUGGUCGAGGUCCGCGACUGCCGCAUUCCCGCCGCCACAACACACCAGCUGGUCCCUUCGUGGGUUGGCAAAAGGCCUCUUAUCGUGGUGUUGAACCGAGUGGACACCGCUUCCCCCACUGCCGUGGAGCAGUGGAAGAAGUACCUCGUGGCUGAGGGUGGCCUGCGUGCUGACAACCGCGGGGGAAACGUUCCCGUCUUCUUCGUUGACUCCAAGCGCGGCAGGGGGGUGCACGAGAUCAAGAAGGCGGCGCUCAAGGCCGGGUCCAGGGUUAACGAUCGGCGGGUUCGCCGGGGCAUGAAUCCGCGGAGCGUUCGGGUGGCCGUGAUCGGCUUCCCCAACGUGGGGAAGAGCGCUCUCAUCAACAGGCUCAUCGGAAAGAAGGUGGCCAAGUCCAUGAACAAGCCGGGCGUCACCAAGAAGAUGAACUGGGUGCGGCUCGGCGGGAAGGACACCAAGCCUGAGCAAAACCUGGAACUCCUGGACUCUCCGGGGAUCAUCCCCGCUAGGCAAGACGACCAAAACCAAGCCCUCAAGCUCGCCAUCUGCAAUGACAUCGGGCAGGCCUCGUACGAUACUCAGGUGACGUCACCCCCUCCACCAGAGCUCGUAGAAGAAAAAGGCGUUUGUGUCAGGGGCGGGAGCGCAUGGCUUCAAUGUUUUCGCUCUUGUCUCACGCUCUGCUGCUUGGCUCUGAUUGGCUAUGUCUUCGGGUCGCCGUUCUUGGGUGUGUGCGGGCAUUGUUCCCCCCUCAACGACCAAUCCAAUCCCACACCACUUCAGGUAGUGGCGGCGAAGAUGAUCGACCAGCUCGUGGAGACAGCGGUUCAGUUCCCGGGGUAUGUGAGCCUCGACGCCGUCGCUACGCGGUACGGCAUCGACCCUAGGAGGCACUCCGGGGAGGAGUACCUGCACCUCGUCGCGCAGAAAAUGUACUUCGGGGAGAAAAACUCUGCGGCAGACAAGCUCUUGGGCGACUUCCGAAAAGGCCACCUGGGCUCCCUCUCCUUGGAGGCUCCCCCUCGAGCCAACGCCGCCCACAACAGGCUCCCCCUCAAGCCAGGAUUGGAGGCCGGCGGCGCUAGCGGGGCGGGGGCGGGCACCUCCCGGGACGCCGCCGGUCGGCCAAUGGGCGGCGGGAAAAUGCGGGAAUUUGGGGGAGGUGUGGAGGAGGAGGUGGAGUUCGGGGCGGCCGCCAAGGAGGCGAGAGAGUUUGUCGGGAGCGGGGAAUUUGAGGGCUGGUGAUUGCUCGAACGGAGUACUCUUA
Molecule: messenger RNA, 1955 nt
Organism: Ectocarpus sp. CCAP 1310/34
Lineage: Eukaryota; Phaeophyceae; Ectocarpales; Ectocarpaceae
Source: the annotation of a GenBank genome assembly